This is a messenger RNA of Cylicostephanus goldi, 240 nucleotides long. Lineage: Eukaryota; Metazoa; Nematoda; Chromadorea; Rhabditida; Strongylidae. The record is from the annotation of a GenBank genome assembly.
GAUGCAGUACUAGCUUCUGCAAGCCAAGUCGUCCAUACCAACAUCAUUCAGACCAUCCUGAACUUCUUCAGGCAGCGUCGUCCAGCAGCUCCUGUAGCUGAUAAGAAAGAAGAGCCAGCACAACCAGAUCCAGCAGCCGGAGAUGCUGCACCAAAUGCACCAGAAGGUGAACAAGCGACUGAGGAGGAAUGCAAAAAGGUCGAUGUCUUAACGUCAUCAUCGGCAGUUGCGGCAAACUAG